This is a messenger RNA of Cavenderia fasciculata, 336 nucleotides long. RefSeq lists its product as uncharacterized. The record is from RefSeq and is a predicted model, not a curated record. The transcript is spliced from 2 exons. Lineage: Eukaryota; Evosea; Eumycetozoa; Acytosteliales; Cavenderiaceae. The coding region runs from base 1 to 336 and encodes 111 amino acids.
AUGUUUAAAUCAUCAACCAUCUUUGCUGUUUUUGCCAUUAUUCUUUGUGCUGCCGUUGUUGCCAAUGCUGCUAUUACCAGUGUUGUUCAAGAAGGCAAGAAAUUAACUAUCAAUUACUCACCAAUGACAAUGAUUUGGUUUGAUAAUCAACUUAUCAACGAUGGAGUAACCUAUGAUGUCAAGUCAUACUGCAAGGCAAUGUAUGGAUGGUCACCAUUAGUUUGCAACUUGCCAUCUGUUCCAGAUUGUGAUACUAUUCGUCUCUAUGGUUCUGCUGGUAUCGGUGCUACUAAUCUUCAAAUGCUUUAUUCUUUUAAUUGUACUGUCGUUGCUUAA